Molecule: messenger RNA, 867 nt
Organism: Schizosaccharomyces osmophilus
Lineage: Eukaryota; Fungi; Ascomycota; Schizosaccharomycetes; Schizosaccharomycetales; Schizosaccharomycetaceae
Product: short chain dehydrogenase DHRS3 family, implicated in lipid (isoprenoid) metabolism
Exons: 3
Coding region: 1-867 (288 amino acids)
Molecular function (GO): oxidoreductase activity, acting on the CH-OH group of donors, NAD or NADP as acceptor
Source: RefSeq, a predicted model, not a curated record
AUGGGACUUUGCUUCAAGACUACGCAUUUGCUAUCAUUUUUUAUAUUGUUCGUCAUUGCAUUCUACAGUCGUCGUUUCGUUAGAAAAACAAAUCCUCCAAAUCGUCAAGGUGGUUCCAUAGUGAUAACUGGCGGCAAUGGUGUCCUUGGACGAUCACUGAUUACACAAGCCAUCCGCUUUGGUCUUUUGGUCAUAUCUUUAGAUGUUGAAUAUUCUCCAAACUUUUUUCAGGAAGUCCCAUACGUGAUUCCAAUCGUAUGUGAUAUUACGGAAGAAGAAAGCGUAAACAGUUUCCUAAAAAAAUUGGAAACCAUCCAUGCGAAGCCAUUUGCUCUUAUCAAUACGGGAGCUAUUGCACCAAAAAAUAAACUGCUUGACAUGAGUAGCAAGCAACUAGCAAGGUGUAUCCAUGUAAACACUAUUGGACAAUUCAACGUAACAAAGAUGUUUUACUCUUCACUGUUAUUGUCGGUAGAGCCUCAUAUCAUCAAUGUAACAUCUGCUUUGGCUUACUUUAGUGCCUCUGGGGUCGCUGCUUAUUCUUGCUCAAAGGCUGCUUUAUUAUCUCUACAUGAAACAUUAGAAGUGGAAACUAAGCAGAUGCAUGCACCCGUAAAGUUAUCCCUUUACUCCCUUGGCCAGUUUAAAUCAACAAUGUUUGACAAAGAUACGCCUAAUAAAAUUUUAGCUCCACUGUUAAAUUCAAAUGAUGUUGCACAUAUAAUACUACGGAACUUAAUGAAUAAUCAGAGCGGUCGAUUUUAUUACCCGCUAUAUGUUCGUUUCAUGCCGCUAUUGAGAUUUAUGCCCUCAGAAAUCCAAAGGAUUGCUCGUUGGUUUAGUGGAAUGGACGAGAUUUAUUCUUAG